Messenger RNA from Hypoxylon fragiforme, 1255 nucleotides. RefSeq names its product vacuolar protein sorting 55. The record is from RefSeq and is a predicted model, not a curated record. Bases 325 to 714 code for a protein of 129 amino acids. Gene Ontology annotation, biological process: late endosome to vacuole transport via multivesicular body sorting pathway. Lineage: Eukaryota; Fungi; Ascomycota; Sordariomycetes; Xylariales; Hypoxylaceae. The transcript has 2 exons. Gene Ontology annotation, cellular component: Vps55/Vps68 complex; endosome.
UCAUCACCAAUCUCCAAUCCCCAAUCCCAAAUCCCCAGUCUCCAACGAUUCGCAAUCAAUCGACUUUCCACGGCGAAUCUUUUCUUCUUCUAUUCUCUGUUCAUUCUCUUUCUAUUACUUUUCCCCAUUAUCUGAAGAUAUCUACUAUAUUUAUUAGAUACCUACUCAGCCCUUCAAAUCCCCCCAUCCGAUACAUAAUCUUCUUGCCUCAACCCCCGAAAGUUGUACAAUCAAUCGUCUUCGACCGCACGCCCGAAAAGCCGGAACGGAACGGAACGAAAGUAAUCCAGACCAGAGAACAAAUCCGCCCCAUAUUUGCCCACGAUGCCAGCCGCAGGGAUAAAAACCAUCAUCGCGCUGUCCUUCGUGCUCGCGAUCGGCUUCCUCCUCGUCAUCCUCUCGUGCGCGCUGUACAAGGUGUACUACCCGUUGCUUGUCGUCGCCACCUACGUGUUGGCGCCCAUACCCAACUGGAUCGCUGCCCGCGCCGCCAACCCUGAUGACUUCGUCGAGAGCUCCGGCAACGGCGUCCUGGACCUUGGCCGCUUCUGCACCGGAUUCAUGGUCGUUAUGGGAAUUGCCCUUCCCGCCGUCCUCGCACACUCGCAUCUCAUCAACAUACCCGCCAUGGUCAUGUCCAUCAUCGGAGGCCUGCUGAUCUACGGGACUAUCAUCAGUUUCGGCAUGUUCUUCCAGGAAGAGUCGGAGUUCUAAGCGAGUCCAUUCUUUUUCACCGUCUAGUCCAUUUGAACCGACCAUACUUAAACUACGAAAGAACAACAAAAAAACACCAAUCCGAAAAAGGGCACAAACACACACAUACACAACCAAUGCAUCACAGCGACGAUGUGAUCGGGUGCGACAUGUAAGAGACAGCGCAAGAAACUAGGUACGAAGGAUAGAGAAAGGGGGAGGGGAGGGAAGGGAAGGAGAACCCCCCUUGUGUAAUUGUUAUUAUAUGUGCGAGCGUACUAAUGCUAUGCCUACGCGAGAUUCAUCAACAGGAGUGAAGGAACAAACAAAGGCUUGGUCUGGUUUAGCAUAAGGCCCAUCAUCUUUUCCCGGGUUUCAUCGGAUUUAUUUUUCUCUCCAGGUAUCAUCCCAUUAUGUCUAAUUGAGGAGAAUCUUCAUUACACUACCUAUUAUUACGUGUGUGAAAAUCUUGACGGACAUAGCAAGCAAGCAAGCAAGCAAGCAUGGUCUCAAGCCUAACAAGAAGGAGAGAGAAAAUCUGUUGAAGUAGUUGUGUCUGACC